AAACCUAGUGGUUAAUGUCUGAAAAGACGUUCCACAAGGCACAGACCAUCCGUGCAAAGGCAUCCGGAGUGCCUUCAAUCGUCGAAGCUGUACAGUUUCAUGGAGUUCGCAUCACAAAAAACGAUGCUUUGGUUAAGGAGGUUUCCGAAUUAUACAGAAGUAAAAAUCUAGAUGAACUUGUUCAUAACUCUCAUCUGGCGGCUCGUCAUCUUCAAGAAGUUGGAUUAAUGGAUAAUGCAGUUGCUCUAAUUGAUACAUCUCCAAGCUCAAAUGAAGGAUAUGUUGUCAAUUUCCUAGUUCGAGAACCAAAAUCAUUCACUGCUGGAGUCAAAGCAGGAGUUUCAACGAAUGGAGAUGCGGAUGUCAGUUUAAAUGCCGGAAAACAAAGUGUUGGAGGACGAGGAGAGGCAAUCAAUACACAGUAUACAUAUACUGUAAAGGGCGAUCACUGCUUCAACAUUUCCGCAAUCAAACCAUUCCUGGGAUGGCAAAAAUAUUCGAAUGUAUCAGCGACUCUAUACCGUUCACUUGCACAUAUGCCAUGGAAUCAAUCAGAUGUUGAUGAGAAUGCAGCUGUUCUUGCAUAUAAUGGACAACUAUGGAAUCAAAAGCUUUUGCAUCAAGUCAAAUUGAAUGCGAUAUGGAGAACACUUCGUGCCACUCGAGAUGCCGCAUUUUCAGUUCGUGAACAAGCCGGACACACUUUGAAAUUCUCGUUGGAGAAUGCUGUAGCUGUUGAUACAAGAGAUAGACCUAUUCUUGCAAGUCGUGGAAUUCUUGCUCGUUUUGCUCAAGAGUACGCAGGAGUAUUUGGUGAUGCGUCAUUUGUGAAGAAUACAUUAGAUUUACAGGCAGCUGCCCCUCUUCCACUCGGUUUCAUUCUUGCCGCCUCAUUCCAAGCGAAACAUUUGAAAGGACUCGGAGAUCGAGAAGUUCAUAUUUUGGAUAGAUGUUAUUUGGGUGGACAACAGGAUGUUCGAGGAUUUGGUCUGAAUACUAUUGGAGUUAAAGCAGAUAACAGUUGUCUUGGAGGAGGUGCUUCACUUGCUGGUGUCGUUCAUUUGUAUCGGCCAUUGAUUCCACCAAAUAUGCUAUUUGCACACGCAUUCCUUGCAUCUGGAAGUGUUGCAUCAGUUCAUUCCAAAAAUUUGGUGCAACAAUUACAGGAUACUCAACGAGUAUCAGCCGGAUUUGGACUCGCAUUCGUGUUCAAAAGUAUUUUCCGGCUGGAACUCAACUACACGUAUCCAUUGAAAUAUGUGCUCGGCGAUUCAUUGCUCGGUGGAUUCCAUAUUGGAGCUGGUGUCAACUUCUUGUAGAGAUUAAUUGGAUGCAAGCACCCCUCAAAAAGAUUUUUUUGAAAAACGAUAAAUUCACAGAAUUUCAGUUCUUUUUCUCCCCCUUUUAUUGUUAUUUUCAUCGUAAUGCUGUGCUAGAAGUCAGAGUAAAUAUGAGUUUUUUUGUGUUCUAGGAAUUCCAUUUUUUCAGGAAGCAAAUUUAAUAAAAAUUAUCGAAUUUCUU
Messenger RNA from Caenorhabditis elegans, 1521 nucleotides. It is a transcript of the gene gop-3, whose product is annotated as SAM50-like protein gop-3. Gene Ontology annotation, cellular component: mitochondrial outer membrane; outer membrane. The record is from RefSeq and is marked reviewed. Lineage: Eukaryota; Metazoa; Nematoda; Chromadorea; Rhabditida; Rhabditidae. Bases 15 to 1319 code for a protein of 434 amino acids. The transcript is spliced from 8 exons.